Messenger RNA from Panicum virgatum (switchgrass), 633 nucleotides. RefSeq lists its product as uncharacterized. NCBI's taxonomy places the organism in Eukaryota, Viridiplantae, Streptophyta, Magnoliopsida, Poales, Poaceae. The coding region runs from base 1 to 633 and encodes 210 amino acids. The transcript has a single exon. The record is from RefSeq and is a predicted model, not a curated record.
AUGGAGGUUGUCAAGCUUACGGAUGAAUGUAGUGCUGCUAUACUCAACCAACCACCAAAGAAGAAAGAAGACCCGGGAUGCCUAACGAUCAAUUGUUCGAUUGGCACUCAACACUUCGGCAAUGCCUUGUGUGACCUUGGGGCUAGCGUCAGCAUAAUGCCCAAGGUCGUCUUCGACAAGCUCAACUUCACUCAUCUAACGCCAACACCAAUGCACCUCCAGCUAGUAGACUCUUCAGUCCGUUAUCCAGAGGGAAUCGCUGAAGACGUUCCAGUCAGAGUUCGAGACUACUUCAUCCCAGUUGACUUCGUAGUGCUCGACAUGGAAAUAUCAAAAGAGACACUGCUCAUCCUUGGGCGGCCAUUCUUGAGCACUGCUGGAGCACACAACGAUGUGGGAGUUGGAGAAAUCCGCUUCAACAUCAAUGGGAAAGAAGAAAAAUUCCUGUUCCAGCCCAAGAAGAAACAAUGCUCAAUGAUCAACAUCAAAUCCGGGCCAAGCACACAAGAAAAAGCCGAAGCGACGUCUCCUAGUCAAGAUCCUACGACCACACGAUCCACAAAGACAACCAAGAAGGUGUGGCGUAAGGUCGCAAGUUUGUCCUCGUCCAAUUCUCCAAGACGAGCCGAAUAG